Bombus terrestris (buff-tailed bumblebee) is the source of this 11478-nucleotide messenger RNA. RefSeq names its product neuropeptide SIFamide receptor. Gene Ontology annotation, cellular component: membrane. Gene Ontology annotation, molecular function: neuropeptide Y receptor activity; peptide binding. Gene Ontology annotation, biological process: G protein-coupled receptor signaling pathway. Lineage: Eukaryota; Metazoa; Arthropoda; Insecta; Hymenoptera; Apidae. The transcript is spliced from 3 exons. Bases 796 to 2247 code for a protein of 483 amino acids. The record is from RefSeq and is a predicted model, not a curated record.
CCAGACAGCUCGCCACUACGGGUGCAUCUCGCGGCAGUUCACAGUCGUCUUCUAAAGCAAGCUCAUUAGUCGCUCAGCAUUCGGCCGGGACACCUUUCCGUGGAUCACGCUACACACGUUCAAACAUCUCAAGUCUCGUUCCAUUUGAUAUUCCACCUUUAUCUCCUCCGUAAAAACUUCUCCUUCCAUCCAUAUUUCUCUUAUCUCACCUUUCGCUCCUAAUCAGAGGCUAUCGAUCAACUACCAGAACAAGGUUUUCAUUGAACAAGUUAAGAAAUAAACAUCUCCCGCCGCGCUCGAUAUCGCACAGUCUUUCCGCGAGGAGAUGCAACGAAGCUCGAUAGGCUCUCGUACACGUGCUAGUUGACCGUCUCUUACUUCUUCCACCAAAAUAUUUUUAAAUACUCGCGAUUCAUCGUCCCCGCGCUUUUUCUUCGGUUAUGACAUCCGUCCGAUUCCAGUGAAUCUUUUGGAACAAUCUGUGUGUCUCCUAUCCAGCGACGUCUCGAUGAUCGAGUGUCGCAUAGCAUCGAUAUUCUUCAAACGCAUAAGUCGAACGUAAGCAAACACCAACCACGGUAUCGUGAAAAUCGAUUGAAAGAGGACGAUACAGGGAUUGAAAGGGAAGCGCAGAUCCAGAUACACGGAUCGAUCAGGUGAACGGGGUGUACGUAAUCGAGGGUGAAGGCGGAACUCGGGCGAGCCGAGGUCGUCGACACCGCGACGCGACGUCGACGGUGCAGAAUAUCAAGGGAAAUAUAACGAGCACGGUAUCGAGAAAACGCAACUCGGCCGAUGGUCGAAACAACGUCGACUCAACGGUUCACGAUCAAGUUACCCAUGCUGCAACCACCGUCUCCUCUCUUGGAGAUGGCAUCGCUACGUCUGCCGGACUCCGACGAGUUUGACGUUGAUACGCGUCGUAGAAGUAACAAUGGAAACGUCCCGUCUACCACCGUUUCGGCCAUUCCACAGACCACGGGUACCCUAUUGCAGAUGAGGAAUGAUCUUGGCGAUUAUCUCAAUAACUUGAUCGCGGAGGCUAUCACGACCAAUCCGAGGACAUCGAUGGAGGAGCAGGGUGGACUUUUGAAUGCCAGCAAGACGGCGAACCUCUCGACCGCUGAACAAAUUCCCGAUCGGCUGUACAGGCACAGCAUGGCCAUGUCAGCGGUUUACUGUGUCGCUUACGUUCUGGUCUUUGUCGUUGGUUUGAUCGGGAACAGUUUCGUCAUAGCCGUGGUGUAUCGGUCACCGCGGAUGCGGACUGUAACGAAUUUCUUCAUCGUUAAUCUCGCGGUCGCUGAUGUCCUCGUCAUAGUCUUCUGCCUGCCUGCUACCCUGAUGAGCAACAUCUUUGUCCCAUGGUUCCUGGGAUGGUUCAUGUGUAAAGCCGUCGCUUAUAUACAAGGCGUUUCCGUGGCGGCCUCUGUCUACAGCCUUGUUGCGGUUUCCUUGGACAGGUUCCUGGCGAUCUGGUGGCCCCUGAAAUGCCAAAUAACAAAGAGGCGAGCUCGCAUGAUGAUAGUCGUGAUCUGGUUCAUCGCCCUCACCACCACAUCUCCAUGGUUACUCUUCUUCGAUCUGGUGUCGAUUUACGACGACGAUCCAGACCUGAGGCUCUGCCUGGAAGUGUGGCCGCACCCUGAAGACGGCACCCUCUUCUUCCUCAUCGGCAAUCUAACAUUAUGCUAUGUUCUUCCCACGAUUUUGAUCUCUCUUUGCUAUAUCCUGAUCUGGAUAAAAGUAUGGCGAAGGCAUAUCCCCUCUGACACGAAGGACGCUCAGAUGGAGAGGAUACAGCAGAAAUCGAAAGUAAAGGUGGUGAAGAUGCUGGUCGUCGUAGUGAUUCUGUUCGUGCUGUCGUGGCUGCCGCUCUACGUGAUCUUCACGGUGAUCAAGCUUGGCGGAGACGUUGCCGAAAGAGAGGACGAGAUCCUGCCUAUCGCCACGCCGAUCGCUCAAUGGCUUGGCGCCAGUAACUCCUGCAUCAAUCCCAUCCUGUACGCUUUCUUCAAUAAGAAAUACCGUCGUGGUUUCAUCGCGAUUCUCAAGAGCGGACGCUGCUGUGGCAAAAUCAGGUAUUACGAAACGGUGGCCAUGAUGUCUUCGUCGACGAGCAUGAGGAAAUCUUCGUACUACGUGAACAACAACAAUAACAACUCAUCGACCAGGCGAACCUUCCAUGGACCGCCGGUGCACCAGGAGAGCAACGUUUCGUACAUAUUCAACCACACCGGCGUCUAAAUUGGUAAACACUUCGUAGGGAUUCGAUGUAUUCCGAGGCUGGCUGCCCGGAACGGGCUUAACAGUGAGCCGAUCCGAGAUUCUGGGUCACGCGUGAUCGUCACGAUUGUCACUCGGAUCGGAAGUCGCCGAUUACGGAGUCCCAACCAUGGAAGCACGUUGCUAACCCGCGAAACCGAUCGUCCGCUCAUUUCUUCUGCUCUUUCGUUUUUGUACACAUCUUUUGAUUUUGAUCGCGAUCGUAUGUAACGCAACGCGUUCCAGUUCCCUAUUGUUGACGCGGAAACGACGGUUUCUCGAAUCUGUCGUUUUCUAUCGUCUCGCGCAACGUGCAUCGUAAUUUCAUUGAAAACGAGCGUGAUCGUGUAACCACGCUGGUUUUACAAAUAGAUCUCCACGCGUCGUUGUUAUGGAUCCCUUCUUUGCCUCGAAGUAUCCGGACUGGAUGCGAGACAUUCUUUCGGACUUACCUUGCGACGAAGAAACUGAGUAAAAAGAUUCGACGAACGAGGACGUAGAUCGCGUUGAGGUGCUCGCAUACUUCGGAGGCUUUCUUCUUUUUUACGAGCACCUUUCUAGAUUUUUAAGGUAUUCACGAACAAAGGGACCGAGUUGUCUGCUUCGAGCGAAACAAGCGAAAAAUGUGACGGCAACGAGUAGAGGGCAAAACAGAAUUAGCAACUCCAUUUGUCUGAACCUUUCGAGAGACAAGAGAGACAAACGGUUUAACACGAUGGAAACUGUACGUCGAUUCGCCUCGCUAUGUACGGUUUCUGGUUCAAAUAGUAAAAGCUCGGGCAAUAAGAGUUUAGUUGAGUCAACUAGUCGCUAAUUAAAAUUUCGUUCCAAUAAACGCGGUUCUACCGUAAAAAGUACGUGAGUUCAAUACGUCAUUGUACACCGCCACAAGACACGAUGUAAGUUGCUCGCGAUACUCGCCAGCGUAAUUAGCGUGCGAAUACAAUUGAUAAUUCCGAGAGAACGGCUGGCAGCGCGACACAGACCGUUUGCUAUAACGAUGCUUCUGGAACUGGUGGUCCAUUCGUAAUUGUACUUAUCGUCUGAACGAGGAAGGUCGCUAGCAAACUAAGAAACUGCGGGCACCGUUGACUCGUCUGGACGAUUUACUCAUAGAUCCUUAGGAUAACGUAAUACAGAAAUUUAUCCGUGCAUUGCAUGCUGCGAUUUAAGUGACACUAAUUGCAUAACACCUAACGUUACCUUACACAUUAUUGGUAUAGCAUAUACGUGAGUUAUCGAGAUAGAGAUAAGAAGGGAAAACGAAAGAGAAAGUAAGCUAGAACAAAGGCAGGAACAGAAUGUAAAAGUGAAAGAGAGAGAGAGAGAGAGAGAGAGAGAGAGAGGGAGAGAGUAUUCGAAGAUUUUUAUUAAACACUACCUCCGCAUGCGAGAACAGCAGAUUACAACGUAUAUACACUACUUGUACUUAUUAUUCAUAGCACAGUCGACUCCACAAAUAUAAUGCAUAUACACGUAUAUACAUAUAUAUAUAUAAAUAUAUAUAUACAUAUAUAUAUAUUUUCUUAUCGGAACGUUAGACGAUCUAGUUGAUACUUUUUUUUUCUUUUUAUUUUUUGGGGACUUCUUACGGUGCCAUACGUAUACCGAUAAAUACACGUGCCGCGCGUAUCAUCGUGCAGAAAGUGAAAAAUAUUUAAAAGAACCGGUUAACGCGUAUCGACACCGACCAAACAGCGAAGAGAGUGCGCACGAUGAUUUUAACGUUACAUCGAUCGAAACGAUGGAACGAUCAAACGAUUAACAACGCUUUCGUUUUUGCCACGUUGUCAAGUUGCUUGCCUCCUUCCGUCUCCUGUGAUCCAAUUCAACUCGUCGCUUAUUCCACUCCCAAACCCAGUCUCACCUACUCGUUCCUCUGUGUGUUUACACCGACCUAGAGAAAGGCGGAAGCGCCCGACUUUACAGUUUUGUCUCGAAUUAAUAUCGACCGAUUACGCGUGCGACGGAUUAACGCGAUCACUGGCGACAAUAACGACCUUUUACGCCCCAGGAGAGCAGCUCCUGCCGCGAGUUAGUUCAGAGAUCAAACUACGUAAGUACUCGUGGCAAAUAGUUCAACAUCAUAGUGACAUUUUUUGUUAAACUUCAAUCACGACGAUUGAUUUUAUCACGAUAUAUCGCGACUAAAAUUGGUGAAAAGAGGAUUGAUCGAUUUGGAUGAUUUUCCAUGAGUACGUGUUCGUAUUAGUCUAGAGCUCGAUCUCUUCAACCGUAACGUCGAGAUAUUAUAUAGGGCGUUGUAGUUUCCUAUCAAACUUUGUCGCUAUAUCGUAUAAGUAGGAGAAGAAGAAAGUAUGUAACACGUAUGUACGUGUAUACGUAUCUACGUUCGAAGCUUUGUUAAAAAGUUGUAAUGAAAAUAUAGAAUAUAAAGGAAAGGGUAACAAAAGUAUCACUAGAUUUUAAUACUUCGUUUGAAAAUGUUCAUCGUUCCUGUCGAUACACGACUGACUGAUACAAGCUGUAAAAAAGUUGGAUUUAUUUCGAUACUGUGUUUGAUGAUGGAAUACAUUUCGAUUUUGUUGCAACUCGGUAAAUCAAUCGUUAAUUCUUGCAAUUAAUACCACUUCGAUAUAUCUUUCCUAAAAAAAAAGCAAAGUAUCGUUCCCUUUCCUUUCUGUAGUUUUGUUAUAACAUUAUGCUAUACGAAGCUUCGAACAAUCCUACAUUCGUACAACAUUCAUUUUCUUCUUUGUGCUCAUAGAACAUACUGACAAAGUUUAGCCUGGAUAAAACAGCAACGUUUCGUGGUUUUCGCUUGUUUGUUUUCUAGCCACGUGUCGCUCUAACUCGUCAGCGAGGAACAACUUGUUGAAACACGUAUAAUUCGUCUCAUAGUUGCUUAGUUUAAAGAAUCGUUAUAGAAUUGUAAUUUUCCCGUUAUCUAUUCAAAUUCCACGUUAUUUCGACUAUUUUCCAUACAUUAUUUUUGUUAAAUUUAUUAUUGAAAAAAGUCGCGCACUUCAUCGAAAUUCGCGCGACAGUCUACGAUAAACUGAACUUGCGAUCGUCUCAAUUUCCACCAAAUACGAAAUUAUUCAUUUUCGAUGUUUAAACACGAAGUUCGUAAUUUGAUUAUUUCGUGUAUAUUCCAUCGAUAAAAAAUUGAGACCAUUAAUAUCCAUGUUCCACAAACAUUUGUUCCCCUUUAACGAGUAGCAGUGAUUCGUUGUUCUUCUACGAGACUCUUAUCGGGCAUUCACGUAGCGUACACCCUUUCCUCCAUGUCAAAGGAUAUCUUCGUCGAUCAGCUGUGGAUCGUUUUCCUCCAGCGGAGAAUCCAAUACGCGCGAUAAUAGCAAGAUGCAAAUCGCGACGAUCGACGAAAGGAAAAGACAAAGGAAAUGGAAAAAAGGCAGCAUGGGAUUUCACGCGCGCUUUAACGCUACCGACGAGCAUUAUACCUCGAUCCUUUGUAAUACCGAUGUAAGAUGGUAACGUGUUAAAACGAAGAACUGUGGGGUUUUAUGAUAGAGCAACUAUUUUCGUAAGGUUUUUAUACGUGGCGAUGACAGGAUCUAGAUGUAACGAAAACGUAUGCGAAAUAUAAUUGUACAGACGGAUGUAAACGAGGAAUACUUUAUUCAUAUCUAUCGUAGGCUCGUAACCGAUGCGACGCCGACCGAGUCUUGCGUGACGUUUCUUAAAAAGUAACAAAUAUACAACAGAGAAACUGUUAGAGAUAAACGCGCGAAGGAUAAGUGACAAAAGCUAAGAAAAAAGUAAUUGUAAAAAUGAACGAGGAAGAAAUAUAGAAAUAACAAAAGGACAUACGAGUCGAAGAAGUAACUAUAAAUAAUUGAGAAGCGACUGUAUACUUACGUAAGCGCGGUUCUAAGCUUCUUGUAAGUUAACAAUCUACGUAUAUCGUAAGAACAUGAUAUUUAUAUAAAUAGCAUUUAUGUAUACGAUGUACGCAUAUGUGUAUAUAUACAUACACAUGUAUACAUUUACCGUACACGUGAAAACUAAACGUCUAUCUGCUGCUGUCUUUAUGUACAUAAUGUAACUUAUCGUGUAAUAUUAUUGUACAUACAUAAGUAACGUAUAUCAUUGCUAUAUUGUUACUAUAUACACCGCCGUUACCUUCGUUCUUAUUCGUUGCUCUCUAAUCGGAGAGGGAAAAUUCUUACUCGUCUCAUCGAGAAAUAUCCUCAUCGGAGAGCGAACGAACUUGUUCACCGUUUUACCGUCUCGUGAGAUACGUUUCGUGUACGCACAGUCAAAGAAAGACUUCUUGUUAUUCUAGGAAAGGAAUCUCUCUCUCUCUCUCUCUCUCUCUCCCCCUCUUUCUAUCUAUCUCUCUAUCUCUUUCUCUCUCUGUAUCUCUAUCGUUGGAUCCAUUAUUAUUCGAUUAAUUGUCGAUAAACGCUCUCGAUCGUAUAUGUUCGUUUCGAUUGUACAUAUAUAUUAAUCGCUGUAUUUCGAGCACCGCCCAUGCGUUCACGGUGUUUCGAACUUACUCGAAAGAUUCAGAUUUUAUUAAUAAAUGUUAUUCCAACUAUUUUGAUAUAUUUGGAACGUCACACGUAAAUGACACUAUUAGUACUUAGAAAUACUAUAUUCGAACGUGUUCGGGUUCGUCUCGGAUAGUACGCUGUACAUUGUUGUUGGUAUUUCCAAGUGUUUUCGUAUUUUACGUACACAACUAUUGAUACUAUUUUUUAUAAUAACGACGAUCAUAAACGGCUACGUCCUUAAAACGCGGAGGAGCGAAAACAGAGGAGAAUGCAAUCAAUUGACUGUACGUAUCGAGAAAUCUGCAUAACGCUCGACUGGUUGGGCAAUCCCUCGAAAAUAAUUAGCGCAUCGCGGUUUCUAAAACGGGUCCUAUCUUCUAUACGGAACGUGUGCUAUUCCAGAAAUUGCACAAUAUUUAUUUUCGUACAGAUAUACAGUGUACUUCCAAAAUUAGGCGAUGAACUUUGAGAACAUACGACGAUCCUCUGGAUCAGAAAUGCGUUCCAUGUUUGUAAUUACAAGGAGAAAGGAAUUCUUUCGUAAACCGUGAUUGCUCCUCAUCUGUGGCGAUAUACCAUGAAAAUGUUAAGUGACACGACUGUAGCGCCUAUAGCACGAAUAUUCCUGCAAAAGAAAUUGAAGAUUAAUUUUACAAUAUCGUAUAAAAUAAUUAGUAACCGACAUAAUUAAAUUAAUCGAUAUAGUUGAAAAUGAUUGAUACGUAACACGAUGUAGACGCAUGUUAAGAUAAAAGUAUAAUAAUCCUAUGAUUUUGUUGGAAAAGAACGUAACCUGAUCUGUGUAAUAAGUUUUCAUAUAUCGCGAUCAAUUUUUUGAAAUCGUAUGUAUCUCUUUUAUAUCAUAUCACAUCUGUAUCCGUAUAUUAGAAAUUAAAAUUAAUUAGAAAUUAAUUUAUCUAUGGAUGAAACGAUCAAAAUUGUUUUAACAUCUUAUACCUGGACAUACUUUAAGAAUCAUGCUGUUUUCAAAUUUUCUACGCUACCUUAGUUGGUACAUUUACGCAUAUAUUCUACGAUAGGCUCUUCCCGUCUAAUUAACGCUAUAUGGUUCGCAGACAUUAUAACUGAAAGAACGCGCGGAAAAACGAACGUGAUGUGGAAAAUAUUUGGUCGAUGAUGCACGCGUGCUAAUAGCAAGAUAGAAACGUUCGUUCGUUUGUAAAGUGGUGUCAAUGAAAUCACUAUAAAAGAUGGAACUCUUCGACUACAUGUAAAUUCAGACUUUGAUUUUCCACAAAGACCUCGUCUCGAGGAAAAAAUCUGCCGCGAUCGAUACGACGCCUCGAAGAAGCAAGAGAACGAAAGAGAAUCAUUUUCGUAAUUGCUGUCGUAAACGCAACCUAUGAUCUCAAAGCUCGACCGCCUAUUUUAGAAUUCUUCUUGUCUACUACUUACGAAGUAAGAACUGCAUGGAACCACGAAACUCGUAGCACCACGAGAAAAAGGCCAUAGCAUUCGUAACGACUUAGUCGUUGUACUUGGACUGUUGGAGAUGUUGCCUAGCCAGUUUGAUCGUCAGGCCCGUAUCUCGCUGGUACGACAACGUACCCGACGAUUUCGUUUGCAAACGAGGCUGAAUCGACUCUCAAAAGUAACCUCCAGAUCCGUUCCUAUGCUAUCGUUCACGGUGGGCGAAUACACGCGUAAAACGGAUAGAAUUACCGAAUAAAAGUUUUUCUGUUGCGCCAUAACGUUCGACGAAUCGCUUGAUCCCAGGGCUGACUGUACAUUUCGUGUCUUACGAUUAGUUGCUUGGUUUGCAUGGCGGAUCGACGGUGAUCGAGAAACCGCGGAUAGAUGGAUAACUGGCGAUAAAAUAAAUAACAUUUUAAUCACUAUCGAUUCACCAAUAUUAACGAUGAAUUACCGUGCGAGAGAGCCCGGGUGAAACUUUCAUUUACCAUGACUACGCGAUGCUGUUCUUGGCGAGUAAAUUAGGCGAGUAACUAGAAACUAGAAACGAUAACGAAAUGUAAUGAUAUAAAGCGAUCGUGAUCGAAGGGUGAUUUAUCGAUCAUAUUGUUUUCCAAGUCUGCAUAGCCUUUCACGUUUAACCGAUAAUCGGAAAUAUACUUGCAUAUCGAUGGAUUUGAUUUUGACUCUAAUAAUAAUAAUAAUCGCCGAGACUAUGGGUCGCGUAAAAUGAUUAGAGAAACUUUUCUUUUCCUACAUUUCCUUUUCUUCGCCUUUCUUUUAGAAUUUCAACGCGAUGGGGCCAAAAACAUAUGGUUUUUGAAAGGUUUCUAGAUUUUCGAAUGCGUGCAAAUGUACGCACUUUGCGGAAAAAUUCCAACAGUUUGAUAGAAUCGAGUUACGACAUAUAUAAAAGUAACAAAAUCAGAUUUACAAAGGAUGUAUCGACGCAAAGUGUAAGAGCUUUUCCGCGAAAUGUCGAAAACUUUCAAACGUGAACGAUGGCCGCAGAUAUCUCGAGUCUCUAUCGAUUCAUCGGAUAUUUUUCUACACGGGUUUGAUUAGAUUUUUCAAAAAAAAAAAAGUGCGUGGCGUGUGUGUAAAUAAACGGGAAUUUUAGAGGAGUAUUGUAUUAUAUUAUUAUUACGAUAUUAUUAUUACAUUAUUUACUAUCAAUUUACAUGAAACGUUUACACAGACUAAGGUAACAAGAUAUUUAUCUAUAAAUUUACAUCGAAGAAAAGACAAAAAAAGAAAAAAUGUCAAAGCUGUAAAGAGUUUUGGAACGACAAUGAAUACAUACAGGACAGCGAGCUCCGGCGUAAGCUAAGCUUUCGAUUGUUUGUACAAUCACCUCGAUAUGAAAUAUUUCUAAUCCUUCAACUUGUAAAGUAAUUCCGAUAAUUCCAACAUUUCUCUAUGGAAAGAAAGCAAGCAAGAACAAAAAAUAACGACAUACUUUAUCAAUGUAUUCCUUUGUCUGAAAAUACUUUCGAUUUUCCUUCCGUUCGCAUCGUUAAGAGUUGUAGAAUAUAAAACCACAACUUAUCGAAUCGUGAUAGACGUAGUAAGAAAAGAUUGGAAUUGCGAACGAUCGUUUCGAGAACGAAUAUUCGGAAUUCGAGAAUCGGAUUCAAAACGUCUUCUCCCGAUAGUUUUCUCGCCAACAUCCUAGCGAGAAACGAUCAAACGAAAUUCCACUUAAUCCAUGAUUAAUAAUUGCGCGAUUAUUUUUUUAAAACAGCCUCUCGUUAACGUAGAGGAGAUGAAAAUCGAGCUUUCACUGCGUAGGUUAUGCGCUGCCAUGUUACACCCGAAUUUCAUUAACAAAGUCGAAUAAUAGAACCUCAUGUUUUUCUAUCGUUUCCUUCUCUCGUGUAUAUUUAACAUGUGUAUAUUUAAUAGAAGCAUAAUACACCUAGCGAAUGUAGACGAAGAAUCACUUGCGAGAAAGUUUCCUCAAAAGAUACGACGUUUAGAUGAAAUAAUCGAUAACUUGUUGCAAAAUAGCGAUCGAUUUACGCCACAUCGUCGAUAAUGACAAAAAAAAAGAGAUAAAAAAGGAGCGAAAAAGAUGAUAGAAAUCUUUAAUGAUCGUUAAUAUGUUAAGUUUAAGAGCUGAUUUCGGACAGCUUCUCUCGAACGGUUCUUAAAAGACGAAGAAUGAUGGAAUCUGCACAUGGCAGUUACAAGCUCGCGUCACCUCCUUCGAAAUCUUCACCAUUAUCGUUAUUAUGAUUAUUACCAUCAUUGUCGCUAUCGUUAUCGUUACCGUAAAAAGAGAAGAUUAUCAUCGCUGUAAUUGCCCUUCGAUAAUUUUCGCGCGUAGCGACACGAUGAUUUAGAGGAAACGUGGAUCGAGUCUGUCGAAGGACGAGCAGCUUUUCGAUUUUGAUAGGCGAUUCUGGAAUUUACUUGUUGGAUAGAACGAUUUAUCUGUGCACCAUGAUAAACGUAGAUCCCUCGGUUUAAGAGCGCAAACUUCACCACGAAGAAAGAAGAAAAACAUAAAUAAAUAAAAUAAAGGAAGCCACUAACGUAGGCGAAAGAACAAUCUUUCAGUUUCGUUUUAUCGUUGCUUUGAUGGGUACGCGUGUUAUAUGGAUAAGCGGCAUUAUCCGAAUAACGAUGAAAUAAUAGAAACAUACUAGGUAAGGAAAUGUUUGCAAAUGAAAUUGAUAAGUGUUUUAAUAUUGUAUCGAAAUGUGUGUGUAUGUACCAAGUAAAAAAAGAAGACAAAAACAGAAAAAAAGAAGAUAAAAAACAGAAAAAAAAAGAAACGAGAAAAAGAGAAACACAGAGAAACAUUACCAAUGUCGAUGCCUGUUGCCCUGGCCCUUCUCCUAACUGCCCUCCUUCCCCUCUGUCCCCGUUUUAUUCGCUGUAAUCGUAUUACGAUAUUUAAAACACUGUACGAUUCAAAGCCCUCGAUACGUAAAGAUUUUGCGCGGGCUGAGUCUUCGUUUGUUGUACAUUUCGGUAUAGCGUCCGGACAUUGCCGCGGGACAACGAUUCAGUGUCGAUCAGCCUCUAGAACGUUUCAUCCACCCUCUAAAUAACGUUUUCAACGGUGGAAGUAGCAAUAAAACUUUCGUUUGCUUCCCCUAUUUCUAACUAUCUCUCGAUCUCUGGUUGUAGAAUUGGACAAUUGGAAAUAGAGGCGAUCGCGACAGUGAGUCACCCCCCUCCCCCCGCCCCCCAUAAAGAUUAAAUAUAACGAGUUGCGAAUAAGUAUACGUAUUUUCUCAAUGAAAAUGAUAAAAGGAUAUAUAAUAAAAUAAAAUUCCACUGUAAA